Molecule: messenger RNA, 2004 nt
Organism: Purpureocillium lilacinum
Lineage: Eukaryota; Fungi; Ascomycota; Sordariomycetes; Hypocreales; Ophiocordycipitaceae
Source: RefSeq, a predicted model, not a curated record
AUGUCUGGCCGGAAGCUGGGCGGCGGUCGCAUCCUGGGCAGCGGCAAAGGGCUUGCGCCGCCGACGCCGCCGACAGUUCCUCGCUCCAGCAGCCCCCUCGCCCCGUCGGAAAGCACGGUCUCGAUCGGGUCGCCGUCGUUGUCGCCAGACGCCAGCGGGAGUCUCCCCGACUUUAGCCAGGACAUUGGCUCAAGCAUCAGCGUUGGGGCGCAGUCCAAGGGCAACGCGGCCGACGCCUCGACACUGUUUUGCCCGAUAUGCAACGAGGAAAUGGUGACACUGCUACAACUGAAUCGGCACAUCGACGACAACCAUCAAGAGCUGCCCGUGGAGGAGCAGGACGAAGUCAAGACGUGGUUCGACAAGCAAGUCCUGAAAGCGAAGCGAUUUCAGCCCCUGUCCCUGAUCAACCAGAAGAUUCGUGGCCUCGAAGUGUUCGAAUCCAACGAGUCGAACCACGUUCAUGCGCCGGUCUCGACUGGCAAGAUCAACCACGAUGGGCCGGUCGACCCCGACGAACUCAUAACGCGAAGUCACUGGCAGCGGUCAACGGCAUACGAUGUCUGCACGGACCCUACAUGCGGCAAGGGCCUCGGGCCCAUAAACGGAAGCAUCAACUGCAGAAACUGCGGGCGGUUGUUUUGCGAGGAGCACACCAUGUAUCAGAUGAAGCUGAGCAGGAGCGCAAACCACGAACCGGUCCGGGGCUUCUGGGCUAGAGUCUGCGAGACGUGCUACAAGUCGAGAGAGGGCUACAACGACCAUGUCGGGGUAUCCGUCGACCAUAUGAACACCUUUGCGGACAUACGGCGGAAGAAGGUCGAGCGGCAGAAUUUGGAGGUAUCACGGCUGGAGAAGCGGCUGACCAAGUUGACGCGCCUCCUGGCGGAUCCUCCCGAGAAUAUGACGGCGUCAAACGGCUCGCUCCUGGCCCCGGUAUCGUCAUUUAUGGGUCAGAAAGAUACCCGCAAGCUGCUGGAGCAGUCAGUUGUCACAUGGGAGGUGGACGAGACGGUGCCCAAGUGCCCAUUUUGCCAGCAAGAAUUUGGAUCCUGGACCUUCAGGCGGCAUCACUGCCGGAUAUGCGGUCGUGUGGUUUGCGCUGACCCACAGACGGGUUGUUCCUUGGAAGUUGGCCUCAAUGUCGCCGGAUCGAAGAAGGCCUCAGAAGAAAAGGCACAGGCCAACGGGACAGAUUUAAUGCACUUGAGCAUCAGGAUGUGCAGAGAGUGCAACCACACCAUAUUCUCGAGCCGCGACUUUACUGCAUCCCUUCAACAUAAACCCCCAGAUCAGAGGGCGUACGAGACCUUACGCCAAUUUGAACGCGGUAUACGCCAACUGCUGCCGUCAUUUCACCGAGUGCUCAUGGCAUUGCAGCCAGAGAAGCUGAGCAACGGGGAGAUUGACCUGUCAAAACCGCCGCCAACACAUGCACAGAUCCAGGAGGCAAGCAAAAUACGAAAGCGGCUGAUAGACAGUUUCGGCAAGUACGGCACGGCAGCGAAGCGGAUGCGAAACUUGCCGACAGACAGCCCGACACAGAAGCGGCUGCAAGAGGCCGUAUACCGAUACUCCAGCAGCUUCCUGCACACCAACAUGCUCCCGCUCAAGAGCUUACCCAGCCUCCUCCGCCACCGCUCCACGCCGUCCACCUCGUCGCGCUACCUCUCCACGCCGACGCAGUCCACAUCCAGCCUGCGCCACACGGAGCUCGCAGACUCGGAGACGGCCUCGCAGGCCCCCAGCGAGACGAGCACCAUGGUCAGCCAGCUCGAGACGGAGGAGAAGGAGCUGCGGGAGCGGCUCGCCGUGCUCGAGGAGCAAAAGUUCAUGGUCGACGACAUGCUCCGCCUGGCGACGCGCUCGCGCCGCUUCGAGGAAGUGAGCGCGCUGUCGAGGAACGCGGAGGAGCUCGACGGCGAGAUUGGCGAGCUGAAGAAGAAGGUCGGCAGCGUGGAGGAGCGCUGGGAGGGCGUCUACCGUGACGGCACGCCGGCGUAG